Messenger RNA from Pipistrellus nathusii (Nathusius's pipistrelle), 1251 nucleotides. The record is from the annotation of a GenBank genome assembly. NCBI's taxonomy places the organism in Eukaryota, Metazoa, Chordata, Mammalia, Chiroptera, Vespertilionidae.
AUGGCGGCCUCCAUGUGCGACGUGUUCUCCUUCUGCAUGGGCGUGGCGGGCCGGGCCCGGGUCUCCGUGGAAGUUCGCUUCGUGAGCAGCUCCAAGGGAAAGGGGCUUUUUGCCACGCAGCUGAUCCGGAAGGGGGAGACCAUCUUUGUAGAACGGCCCCUGGUGGCCGCACAGUUUCUCUGGAAUGCACUCUAUCGCUACCGAGCCUGUGACCACUGCCUGCGGGCACUGGAGAAAGCGGAGGAGAAUGCCCAGAGGCUGACUGGGAAGCCCGGCCAGGUGCUGCCUCACCCUGAGCUGUGCCCUGUGCGCAAGGACCUCCACCAGAGCUGUCCCCACUGCCAGGUGAUGUACUGCAGUGCAGAAUGUCGGCUGGCAGCCGCUGAGCAGUACCACCGGGUCCUGUGCCCAGGCCCCUCCCAGGACGACCCCCUGCAUCCUCUCAAUAAGCUGCAGGAGGCAUGGAGGAGUGUUCACUACCCCCCUGAGACGGCCAGCAUCAUGCUGAUGGCCCGGAUGGUGGCCACGGUGAAGCAGGCCAAGGAUAAGGAUCGUUGGAUCAGGCUCUUCUCCCAGUUCUGUAAUAAAACGGCCAACGAGGAGGAAGAAAUCGUCCACAAACUCUUGGGGGACAAAUUCAAGGGCCAGCUGGAACUUGUGCGGAGACUCUUCACAGAAGCCCUUUAUGAGGAAGCGCUGAGCCAGUGGUUCACUCCAGAUGGGUUCCGGUCUCUCUUUGCGCUUGUUGGGACCAAUGGUCAAGGAAUUGGGACCAGCUCCCUCAGCCAGUGGGUCCAUGCCUGUGACGCUCUGGAGCUGAAGCCACAGGACCGCGAGAAGCUGGAUGCCUUCAUUGACCAGCUGUACAAGGACAUCGAGGCAGCCACUGGCGAGUUCCUGAACUGUGAAGGAUCAGGCCUCUUUGUGCUUCAGAGCUGCUGCAACCACAGCUGUGUCCCCAAUGCAGAGACUUCCUUCCCAGAAAACAACUUCCUCUUGCAUGUCACCGCCCUGGAGGACAUUAAGCCAGGAGAGGAAAUCUGUAUCAGCUACUUAGACUGCUGCCAGCGGGAGCGCAGUCGCCACAGCCGCCACAAGAUCCUCAGGGAGAACUAUCUGUUUGUCUGUUCCUGCCCCAAAUGCCUGGCAGAAGCUGAUGAACCCAAUGUGACCUCAGAGGAGGAGGAUGAAGAGGAGGAAGAAGGAGAGGCAGAAGAUGCAGAGCUAGGGGACGAGAUGACCGAUGUGUGA